AUGGCUUUUUCAGCGAUUCACAACGAAACUCUAAGGUCCGCUUUAUGGGUCCCUAUACGGGUCAAUUCUAUACCCAGUAACGACUGCCCUGAAACUUAUCUUGCAAAAGCCGAAAUGAAAGUCACUUUGGACCAGGGACGUUUACCCGAAUAUCUUCAUUUUUUAUCCGAAUAUUUACUACCCGAAUGUCCUGACGUUACUCAUAAAGUUAGCCUGCAAAAUGAAAAUCUGUUAUUAGAAUCAAAGAGAAAUGUGGGCCCAAUGGAAUUGAUUUGGCCUUUUUCGUGCAAAUCAAUCCCCAAUUCUUCUCCUAAAGAUUUAUCAAUGUCUGAUUCUGAUGAUUAUGUUGAUAGUGCAACUGUGCUAUAUACACACUUCAUUCUUCCUCACUUAUUAGUAACGUCUGCUUAUAAUCAGCAACUCGAAUUAUUGCAUAAUUACAUCAAAUCAAAGGAGGAGCGAUUUAGUGAGACGGUUCGUCUAAUGUCAUUGAUGAGAUUGGAGACUUCGGGUAAAUCUAGCAAAAGUUCAGUUAACACUUCGCCGUCCUUUGAUCCGGAGAAAUCUUAUCAAGAAAUUGAACAGAUCAUCCAGAAUUGUAAUGUUUCAGAAAACAACGCGGCUUUAAAUGUUUAUAAUGACCCUAAUUUUUCAAGAUUAUUUAAAGCUGCAACAGAACGCGUUAUCCCUCAGUAUCGAUUCCCACAAAAUUCGGUUUUUUCUGAAAAUUUGUCUUAUACCUCAUCGGCUCCUUCACUUUCUGCUCUUGAAAACUUUCCAAUGUCUCAACUUGCAACCAUCAAACUACCAAGCCUUUCUGAUACACAACUUACCAGAUUAUUUACGCCGCAUAACGAUCCUCAAUUUCCAAGUUCACUCGAUGACCCUCAUUAUUCUUCACUAACUCCAUUGGAUGAUGAUGAUGAUUUUGUUGAAAUUAUUGAAAUUGGAGAAUCAUCGCCUGGAUUUACUUCACGGGCUUUGCAGUCACGUGUACAUACUAAUCCUAAUGGGCUGACACGUGACCUUGGUAAAUCAAAUGUGAAUAAUAAUAAGUUGGAUUUGGCUCAGCAAGAACGAGAACUUGAAAAAAGGCGACAAUUAAAAGAAUUGGCUGCCAAACAAGAGAAAUCAACAAAAAAACAAGAAGAAAAUGAUGUUUCUUCAAUAGAUUCCUCUUCAAAAAAUCCAAUACUUCCAACAAGCUUUGAGCAAUUGGGGCUGAAUUCAUGGUUAAUAGAAGCAUUAAAUGCAAUGUCUAUAAAAUUCCCAACCGAAAUUCAAAGUGCAUGUAUACCAAAAAUUUUAUUAGGAAAAGAUUGUAUAGGAGAGGCAAAGACUGGAAGUGGUAAAACUGCAGCUUUCGCAUUGCCAAUUUUACAAAAAUUAUCUGAAGAUCCUUUUGGUAUUUUCGCUCUCGUUUUAACUCCUACGAGAGAAUUAGCUAUUCAAAUUGCAGAUCAAUUUCGAGUACUUGGUAAGGGAGUAAAUCUAAAAGAAUGUGUUAUAAUUGGAGGUCUAGAUAUGAUGACUCAAGCGAUACAACUUUCGAGAAGACCACAUGUCAUUAUUGCAACUCCUGGAAGAUUAGUAGAUCAUAUUAAUAGUAGCGAUAUUAAAUCAAGUCUUAAUAAGAUUCGAUUUUUAGUACUUGAUGAAGCUGAUCGUCUUUUAUCGGAUACAUUCGCAAAUGACCUUAGUGUUAUAUUUGAUAAUAUUCCUUCAAAACGACAAACUUUAUUAUUUACGGCGACAAUGACAGAAAAUAUUCUAGCAUUAGAAAACAUUGAAGAAGACCCAGAAAAGAGGCCUUUCGUCUAUCAAAUUAAAUCAGAUAUAUCAACAGUAUCAACUCUUGCACAAUAUUACAUUUUCAUUCCAUCUCAUGUCCGUGAAUCAUAUUUAAUACAUCUUCUUCGCUCUGAAGAAUUCUUAAAUAAAUCCAUAAUAAUAUUUUGUGGACGUUGUCGAACUGCUGAAUUAUUACGUGUAAUGUUAGUAGAAUUGGAUAUUAGAUGUACUAGUUUACAUUCAACAAUGAGUCAAAAAGAAAGAUUAAAUAGUUUGGGAAAAUUUAAGGCUGAAGUUGUAAAAAUUUUAAUAGCUACUGAUGUUGGAAGUCGAGGUCUCGAUAUUCCUACCGUACAAGUUGUUAUUAACUUUGAUAUACCUAAGGAUCCGGCUGAUUAUAUUCAUAGGGUUGGUCGAACCGCAAGAGCUGGUAGAGGUGGUGUAGCAUUGUCUAUUGUUACGGAACGUGACAUAGACCUUGUUCACAAUAUCGAAGCUAGAAUAAAUAAACAAAUGGAAGAAUGGAAAGUUAGUGAGAAUAAGGUAUUAGAAAGUUUAAACGAAAUUGCUACAGCAAAACGAGUGGCUAUGAUGCAUCUUCAUGAUACAAAUUUUGGUAACGUUAAAGAAAUUCAAAAAAAGAAACGUGCAAUUUUGGAAAAUGAGUCUACUCAAUCACAUCAAAUUACCAAAAAUUCACGCAAAAAAUCAAAGACAAAAUAA
Scutellospora calospora is the source of this 2514-nucleotide messenger RNA. NCBI's taxonomy places the organism in Eukaryota, Fungi, Glomeromycota, Glomeromycetes, Diversisporales, Gigasporaceae. The record is from the annotation of a GenBank genome assembly.